This is a messenger RNA of Lingula anatina, 775 nucleotides long. RefSeq lists its product as uncharacterized. Lineage: Eukaryota; Metazoa; Brachiopoda; Lingulata; Lingulida; Lingulidae. The record is from RefSeq and is a predicted model, not a curated record.
AUGACGUCAGUGUAUUUCACACUGGCAGUGACCACUCUGGCGUUGUUCUCCGCAUUGGUAGCAUCAGAUAAUGGAAAUAACAGUGUCACCGAUAUACCAGACAAUAGUACAGCGAUCACAACGACUCUCACUACUAGUACCAAGAAGCAUCGGCGCCCUAAGACAUGUUAUCACUGUAGCUACACGCGGUCGGACGAGGACACGGCGUGUGUAGAUAGACCCGGGCUGUUCAAAGGCAUCAGCACUGUGCCCUGUGAGUUGCAGUAUUGUACGUCUUCUGUUGAAUUCAUCAGAGGGAAAGUUGUGUCAGUGUCACGCAAUUGUGAGGACCUCUCGCGUGGGAAUUUCUGCAACACAAACGGCCAAUCAAAAUCUUGUGUGGUCUCGUGCACAACCAGCUACUGCAACGGCGGUGACGGAAUUCCACAGGAAGUGACGUCAAUAGAUUUUGACUUCACCAAGUGCCAAGGUUUAAAUCCACGGGAAAGAGACGCGUGUUUAAAGAGAGUAAAAGGAGAGAACGCAUCGGACAGAGAGCUGGAGAGAAAAUGUAACAAGCAUAAGCAUGAAAUAAUGAGGGAAAGGUGUUUUAAUAAAGCCUAUGGACGAACGGUCCCACCGAUAAGAAAAAUAAAGACGGCUUGGGGGACUAAACUGGUGUAUGCGACUAACUCGAAUACAGGAGUCAGGCCUUAUUUCAUAUUAGUAGUUGUGAUAAGCGCCUUUAUUUUACACAGCUUUUUCAUAUUUUGAUUUAGUUGGUUAUUUUUAUAAA